Menidia menidia (Atlantic silverside) is the source of this 3092-nucleotide messenger RNA. NCBI's taxonomy places the organism in Eukaryota, Metazoa, Chordata, Actinopteri, Atheriniformes, Atherinopsidae. The record is from the annotation of a GenBank genome assembly.
AUGGCCGGCAAAGGGGGAGGCUGUCCGGCCCCGACCGGCCCGCGGCGGGACUCCUCGGAGUCGGACUCUGAGCCGGAGGGGGGUCCGGCGGCCCGGCUCAGAGCCCCGCGGGCCCCCCUGACCAGCGCCCAGGUCAUCCACAGCGGACACUUCAUGGUGUCCUCGCCCCACAGCGACUCUGCGGCCCGCCGGCGGCGGAGCGGCGGCUCGCUGCGCUACGACUUCGACACGGUGAACCGGACCUGGUGCCAGACGUACCGGUACGGGCCCCGGAGCUCCGCCAGCCUCAGCAUCGACCCCACGCUCACCCGCCUGUUCGAGUGCAUGUCCCUGGCCUACAGCGGUAAGCUGGUCUCCCCCAAAUGGAAGUCUUUCAAAGGUCUGCGGUUGCUCUGGAGGGAUAAGAUCCGUCUGAACAAUGCAAUCUGGAGAGCUUGGUUCAUUCAGUAUGUGGAGAAAAGGAAGAACCCAGUGUGUGGGUUCGUCACCCCGCUGGAGGGCUCGGAGGCCGAGGCUCACCGAAAGCCCGAAGCCAUAAUUUUAGAAGGCAGCUACUGGAAAAGAAGGAUUGAAGUGGUCAUCAAGGAGUACCACAAGUGGAGGAUUUACUACAAGAAGAGGCUUCAGAAAAAGAAGGAUGAUAUUCUAUCAAUGCUGCAAGAGGGUCAGAUCAGCCAAGCUAAGCUGGAAAAACGCUCCCAUCACAUUUACCAGGAGCCAGAGACGGCCCCGAUGGAGGCCCACAUGUUUGACCUGGACUGCCUUCUGUCUGACAUCUCCGACACCCUGUUCACCAUGACACAGAAACCCUGUCCCUGGACCGGGGACCGGCACAACACCUACACCAGCAAUGCAGACAUCAUUCAGCCGGGUCUAACACCCCUACAGCCCAACCUGGAGGAUUUCAUGGAUAUACCAGAUAUUUUUCUGAACUAUCAGGGCCAGCCCACUGAGCAGACUGGAUUUCUUGAGUGUGGCUAUUUUUCGGGUUCAUCCAGCACCGUCUUUGCUCCAGGUCCCUCCCCCGUGGUGACAGCUCCUCAACUCCUCAUGGACACCCAGCUGAAUCAGCCGACCACAUCCAACACUCACCCAGACCAGACCAGGCCGGGCAGGGAUUGCAGAGAAUUUAACACGUCCAGCAUGGUGUCAGAAUCCAUGCCUUACGGCCACCAGGCUUACCAUGACACGGCGGUUUCUAUAGCGUUUAACAGCAACGCAGAUCGGCCGCCGUCAAGUAUUCCUUUUCCGCAUCAGCUGCCGUGCCACAAGUUUGGCUACGACACAACGGCCGGCGUGACCUCCACUGUCAUCACCCACACCGCCUCCACCGCCAGCGGUCAGGGGGCCGCGCACCAGCCUCUGGGCUACCCCCUCGAGGGAGACUCAUACUCCCAGAGCCACUCUCAGCCUCUGAGUUACCCCGCCUCCACGUCCCACCCGGCUCACGCGGCACUUCCGUCCGCCUCGUCCGCCCACUGCUUCUCAGUGCCCGAGCUGGUGGCCAUUUCGGGGGUGAAGGGGAAGCACAAGCAAAAGACGGGGGGAGUGAAGACAGCUGGCCCCUCUGCUGUACCGCCCGGUCCCCCGUCCGCUGCCCCCAUGCCCACCAGCUGCCUGGCCAAACUUCUCUCCUCGGGCCCCCACGAACGAAAGGCAGCGCUUGGAUUUAACGAUACAACCCCGGUGACAGCCAAAGGUCAGAGGUCGACAUCUAAGAGUUCUCUGACGAGCGGCGUUGGUGGAGCGUCCUCCAAGCUGCAGCACAGAGCCGGAUGGCCUGCGAUAUUAACUCCCCUGCCGGGCCAGAGCGCCCCCCUGCGUCACAGCACAGACCACCCCAGCUCGGCCAGAGGCCCAUCGGUGUCUUCCCUACUCUCCCACGGUCCCACGCACCCCAGCACGACCCUCCUCGUUCCAAAAACCGAGAAACUUUCACCUGUCCAGCUCUACGCCACGGACAGGAGCAGCCUGAACAUUCAUUUUGCAACACACAGCCAAACAUCUCCACCGAACCCCGCUGAGAAAACACUGAACCCUGAGUCUCCACAGUCAGGCUUCUCAGGACACGCAAAGACAGAAUCAAGUAAGCAAACAGAGAGCAGGAGGAUAACGCACAUCUCGGCGGAGCAGAAGAGGCGUUUUAACAUCAAACUGGGAUUUGACACUUUACAUAACCUUGUGACAACACUCAGCUCUCAGCCAAGCAUAAAGAUCAGCAAAGCCACCACCCUGCAGAAGACUGCCGAGUACAUCAGUAAAAUGCAGCAGGAGAGGGCUCAGCUGCACGAGGAGGCUCAGCGACUCAGAGAGGAGAUCCAGCACCUGAACUCUACCAUCAAUGCUUGCCAGCAGCAGCUCCCGGCCACCGGAGUGCCCAUCACACGGCAACGCUUCGACUACAUGAGGCAGAAGUUCAGAGAGUACGUCCGGGCCCAGACUCUGCAAAACUGGAAGUUCUGGAUCUUCAGUAUCAUCAUUGAGCCGCUGUUUGAGUCCUAUAAUGGGAUGGUGUCCACUGCCAGUGUGGAGGACCUGUGUCGCUCCACGCUGUCUUGGCUGGACCAGCACUGCGCCCUGCCUGCGCUGAGGCCCAUGGUUCUGAGCUCACUCCGUCUCUUAAGUACCACCACUGCCAUCCUGACAGACCCCAGCCUGCUGCCGGAGCAGGCCACAUUCGCCGUCACCCAGGAGGACCCCACCGCUGCCGUGGACCGCUCCCUACACACAACCUCUCAGCAGUAGUAUGCACACUUGUUGGACCUGUGAUGAAAAGACUGACCUUUGCAGAAAAAAAACAGAAACCACUACAAGACGGGCUCAAAGCUCAGCUUGAAGGCCGUUAAUAGUGAAUAAUUCAUAAGCAUUUCCAAUAAAACACACCCUACAACAAUAACAUCGUAUUCUAUCCAGAUCAAGAAUAAAGGGACCCAAAUGUGAUGAUGCUUAAAAUCAGAUCAGUGUGUAAUACACACUCUGUGUGAUGUCUACUACUCGAUAAGUCUCAUAUUUUGAUUACAGCUAUUACUUUGGAUUUUUUAUAUUGUGUAAAAAAAAUUGGUAAAGGCAGUUACUAAAUGCAGUUAUGCAGC